GCCGGCUGCUGGCCGUUGGAUGCUUCCAGUGCCUGAUUCACUCGAAGCCAAAUCAGAACAGAACAAAACAGAACAGAGCCAGAACGAAGCGCAAUCUCUCUAGCAGCCGACACACAAUUCAGAUAAAAGAUACAGGCACAAUUAUAGAGAGACAAACAUAUAUUAGAGAUGGCGGCCAGCAGGGAGCUAAUUGAGGAGCUGUACACCUUCAUCUAUCCGCUGGCAGUGCGAGCGGGAGCAAUACUCCUCGAGGGCUACGAGAACGCGGGCAAGGCAGUGUCCCUCAAGGAUGGGGAGUUCUACAACGUGGUGACCGCCUAUGACAAUCAGAUAGAGGAGUUCCUCAUGGAGCAGAUACUGGCCAGCUAUCCGGACCACAAGUUCAUCGGGGAGGAGGACACGCACAAGAACAACAAUGUGACCAAGGAGCUAACGGAUGCCCCCACCUGGAUCAUUGAUCCCAUCGAUGGCACGUCCAAUUUCAUCAAACAAAUUCCCCAUUUCUCUGUCUCCAUUGGCCUGUCCAUCCACAAACAGAUCGUGCUGGGAGUGGUCAACAAUCCCGCCCAGAAGAAGCUAUACACCGCCAAGCUGGGGCAGGGCGCCUUCUGCAAUGGCGAGGCCAUCCACGUGAGCAGCUGCGAGCAUCUGAAUGACGCCAAUGUGGCCUACGAAGUGUGUCUGCUGCACGCCCCAAAGAUCCGCAACAAGCACAUCAAGCGCAUCUAUCACGUGGGAUCGCAUGCCAGGCGCCUUCUGGCCUACUCGGCUGUGGUGGAUUCCCUGUGCAUGGUCGCUGCCGGCAAUCUGGAUGCCUUCCACAUCGAGGACAUGUUCCCCUGGGACUGUGCCGCCGGCUACUUGCUCAUCCGGGAGGCUGGCGGUGUGGUAACCCAUCCCUAUGGCGGCCCCUUUGAGAUCAUGAAACCAGACCUCAUAUGUGCUGGCACCGAGUCCCUGCGGGCGGAGAUCGAGCAGCUCAUACGCAAGGCGGACCAGGAGAAGCAUGUGGGGGGUGGCGAUAGUGAAUGAAUAUCUUUGUUGGAAAAAGAAUAAACUAUGCGAAAUGUGGCCAAUCAUCAUUCUA
Drosophila pseudoobscura is the source of this 1087-nucleotide messenger RNA. Its product is annotated as inositol monophosphatase 1. The coding region runs from base 169 to 1032 and encodes 287 amino acids. Gene Ontology annotation, biological process: signal transduction; inositol metabolic process; phosphatidylinositol phosphate biosynthetic process. The record is from RefSeq and is a predicted model, not a curated record. Gene Ontology annotation, molecular function: inositol monophosphate 1-phosphatase activity. Lineage: Eukaryota; Metazoa; Arthropoda; Insecta; Diptera; Drosophilidae. The transcript is spliced from 2 exons.